Messenger RNA from Suillus subaureus, 465 nucleotides. RefSeq lists its product as uncharacterized. The record is from RefSeq and is a predicted model, not a curated record. The coding region runs from base 1 to 465 and encodes 154 amino acids. Lineage: Eukaryota; Fungi; Basidiomycota; Agaricomycetes; Boletales; Suillaceae. The transcript is spliced from 5 exons.
AUGUCCAUUGUUGCAAGCACAUAUGAUUGGGGUGUCAUCAUUGGCCUGAGCACUGUCAAGUGUCCUGGCAUUGAAGGCUUCAUAACCCUCAGCCUGACUCAGCUCACUCACAUAUUCCAAUUCAGAUAUACCAUAAUCAUGAACUCCACAGCUCAAAGAACAUCUUCUAUUGCCACCCAUGUACACUCAGGAGUCAGAUACAACAUGCUCCCCACCAAAAUCCCUCACCAACUACAGCUUCCUUCAACUGCUAUCACUGAGCUCCUUCCAGAUCCAUCCCUAUCCAUCAUUGCCUUCUUGAAAUUCCCACUUCCAGUGAUUGGAGUCAAGACUGUCCAUGGAAUCAUGAGCACAGAGGAUGGCAGUCUAACUGCAUGCGGAAAGGUUGAAGCAAUGGAAUUUGAGGGUGGUGAAGAGGUUGGGCUGGCAGUUGAAGAAGAACUUGGGCAUGGAAAGAAGAGGUGA